Messenger RNA from Ictidomys tridecemlineatus (thirteen-lined ground squirrel), 1613 nucleotides. RefSeq names its product pyrroline-5-carboxylate reductase 1 (gene Pycr1). The record is from RefSeq and is a predicted model, not a curated record. Lineage: Eukaryota; Metazoa; Chordata; Mammalia; Rodentia; Sciuridae. Gene Ontology annotation, biological process: L-proline biosynthetic process. Gene Ontology annotation, molecular function: pyrroline-5-carboxylate reductase activity.
CAGAGGGGGCGGGGCCGGGGCGCGGGUGCCGCGUGGCGGGCGCGGCGCUGCGGCGGGACUACCUGCGCGGGUUUAGAGCCGAAACCAGCUGUGAGGGCUUCGGGCUUCCAGGCAGCAUGAGCGUGGGCUUCAUCGGGGCUGGCCAGCUGGCCUUCGCACUAGCCAAGGGCUUCACAUCAGCAGGUAUCCUGGCUGCCCACAAGAUAAUGGCCAGUUCCCCAGACAUGGACCUGGCCACAGUUUCUGCCCUGAGGAAGAUAGGGGUGAACCUGACACCCCACAACAAGGAGACUGUGCGGCACAGUGACGUGCUCUUCCUGGCCGUGAAGCCGCAUAUCAUCCCCUUCAUCCUGGAUGAGAUUGGCGCUGACAUCGAGGACAGGCACAUUGUGGUGUCCUGUGCGGCUGGUGUUACCAUUAGCUCCAUUGAGAAGGCAUUCACUGCCCUGGAUGCCCUGGCUGAUGGCGGUGUUAAAAUGGGACUUCCAAGGCGCCUGGCAGUCCGCCUUGGGGCCCAGGCCCUGCUGGGAGCCGCCAGGAUGCUACUGGACUCGGAAGAGCACCCAGGCCAGCUCAAAGACAACGUCUGCUCUCCCGGAGGGGCCACCAUCCACGCCCUGCACGUGUUGGAGAGUGGGGGCUUCCGCUCCCUGCUCAUCAAUGCUGUGGAGGCCUCCUGCAUCCGCACACGGGAACUGCAGACCAUGGCCGACCAGGAGAAGGUCUCACCUGCUGCCAUCAAGAAAACUGUUCUGGACAAGGUGAAGCUGGACUCCCCCGCAGGGGCCUCUCUGUCCUCUGGCCCUGCCAAGCCACUGGCCCGCAACCUGGCCUCGGCAGGCAAGGAAUGAUGCACCCUGCCUCCACCUGCUCUCCCCCCCUCCCCCCCUCCUCUUGUUGUUUUGCCCACCCUGGGCCUGGAGUCAUGGGAUUCAAUAGAUCCUCCCACCUGAGCCUCCAAGUGCUCAGACUGCACGUGCAUACGACCGUGCCCAGCCUUUCUCUCCACUUCUUGCUCUCCUGGCUCCAGGCUCUUGUUCUGGGGGGUCUCCAACCCUUCAGUGGGCAUCUGCCCACAGUCUGGGUCAGCCAGGGUUGUGGCCAGGGAAGGGCAUAUCACCUUUCACUGGGAGCCUCCAUGGUUCCCAGGCUUCAGCCCAUAACAGGGAUGGGCUCUUUGACCUCCUCACACCCCGAGCUUUUUAUAUAGCUCCAGCCUGAGGUCUUCACCCUCCUCAACCCCAGUGUCAGCUGGUGUGGGCUUGCCCCUUCUUUUUGCAAAGGUGGAGCACCUGACAUGGCAAGGCCCUGGUUCUGUUCCUGGCACCCAACACAAAAAGACCCAAGGGCCCUUUUCCACUCCCCACUCACCCUCCCUCCUGUGUGCUGGCAGAGGAUCACGGGCGUCUUGAGCUUGGUGCCAGGGACCCAAGUUGUCUUGGCCAGCUGCCCAGCUUCCUUGAUCCUGUCGAAUAUUUGGGAAGAGGACUCCUCGGGUAGCUGCUGAACUUCCCGUGACCACCAGCACACUCAGGCCAUCACACUCCUGAUCUGCCUGGUGGGGUGCUCACUUCCCUCCCGACCCUUUAGGUUGAAUAAAGCGGUUUCUGAAA